UCUAUCUCUCUGACACCUUUUCCAUUUCCUGUUCGCUUCGCUUUAGGGGAGCGAAUUUCAGAGCUUGGUCUUCUCUGCGAGCAGGAAUAUUUCAAGAGGAUGGAGCACAACGAGACAGGAUGCCAAGCGCCUCCAGAAGCUCCCAAACUUUGUGCCAAUAACUGUGGAUUCUUUGGAAGUGCAGCAACCAUGAACUUGUGUUCCAAAUGCCACAAGGACUUGGUACUGAAGCAAGAACAGGCCAAAGUCGCUGCAGUGUCCAUUGAAAGUGCUGUGAAUGCCACUCCCAAUAACUGGGGAAAGAAGCCUGCUGUGACUUUAGAUGUCCAAGCUGGUUCGCCAGAUUUGCCUCUUAUCUCAACAGAGGCAUCCAGUACUCCGCCUCCAAACAAUGAGGAGAAGGUGAAAGAGACUCCCACCCGGUGCAACACUUGCAGGAAACGUGUUGGUCUGACUGGGUUCAAUUGCCGAUGUGGACAUCUAUUCUGUGCAGUUCAUCGCUACUCUGAUAAACAUGCCUGUCAAUAUGACUAUCGAGCUGCUGCGCAGGAUGCUAUAGCAAAAGCCAACCCUGUUGUCAAGGCUGAAAAGCUGGAUAAAAUAUGAACAAGCGGCCUCUGAAGGAGCAUUCCUCUAUGAUGUAUUAUUGCACACCAUGCUCUGAUUUCCAUCCUUGUGACCUCUGCGUCUAUUAAGUUAUUGUUGUUAUUCUGAGUUAUAGAUGAUUGGAAGCUGUCUCGGGCAUGUUUCAUAAUGACAGGAACAAUGUGUGUUAUAAUCCCUGCUUUCAGCAAGAGCUGAGAGGCUCUCCGCUUGGCUGUUUUUAUGGAUAGUUUGCUUGCUUGUUAAGUUUGAUGGUUAUGUUUUGA
Molecule: messenger RNA, 869 nt
Organism: Fragaria vesca subsp. vesca
Lineage: Eukaryota; Viridiplantae; Streptophyta; Magnoliopsida; Rosales; Rosaceae
Product: zinc finger A20 and AN1 domain-containing stress-associated protein 8-like
Exons: 3
Coding region: 100-606 (168 amino acids)
Molecular function (GO): zinc ion binding; DNA binding
Source: RefSeq, a predicted model, not a curated record